CUGAGCCCUGUUUAUUAUUAGCAGACACGAGACGUCUUUGUUACAUUUGAUCCACUAUCGCUAAUGUUCACGAAUCCUGCCAGCCUUUUAUGCUGAGCCUCAAGGACAAUUUGCUAGUCACUAGGUGGUUCUCUUGUCUUCCCUCUCUCCCUCUUUUUGCAACCUUUUCUCUCUCCUCAAGCUUUGUACCAUUUUUGCCCGACUGUAUUUUGUUUGUUUUUCCUGUUUUCUUCACUCUCCUGCACAAUAGAUUCCAUUCGUUGAAAGCCGAUCUGCUCGUUAUCUGAUGUCUAUCGCUCGUUAUCAGUAUUCCCGACAUCAUUGACCGAGCAGUGGUGAACGCCUGGCAAAUUAUCUACCUGCGGGACAUAAAAGAUUGCGCAU
Messenger RNA from Aspergillus pseudotamarii, 384 nucleotides. RefSeq lists its product as uncharacterized. The transcript has a single exon. Bases 90 to 287 code for a protein of 65 amino acids. The record is from RefSeq and is a predicted model, not a curated record. Lineage: Eukaryota; Fungi; Ascomycota; Eurotiomycetes; Eurotiales; Aspergillaceae.